Exaiptasia diaphana is the source of this 4713-nucleotide messenger RNA. Its product is annotated as probable G-protein coupled receptor CG31760. Gene Ontology annotation, molecular function: G protein-coupled receptor activity. Gene Ontology annotation, cellular component: membrane. The transcript has 10 exons. Gene Ontology annotation, biological process: G protein-coupled receptor signaling pathway. Lineage: Eukaryota; Metazoa; Cnidaria; Anthozoa; Actiniaria; Aiptasiidae. Bases 125 to 2395 code for a protein of 756 amino acids. The record is from RefSeq and is a predicted model, not a curated record.
CCUCCAACAGACCGAAAUCAAAGACAGCUGGAAAAAACUCUUACACAGGAUGUUGUGUUUCAACGACUGAACAACUAGAUUUAUAAUUCAAGUAAGGUUGUGACUAUAUUUCAAGUGAUCUACAAUGUUCACGAUCGGAGUCGUUGUGGUGUGUUUAACAGUAACGAGUCGUGUGUUGAGCAACGAUCUAAAGCAACACUACAGCAUGUCAGAAUCUGGGUACACCACAAGUCAAGAGGGACUCCAAGACUCGACAACUGCCAGCCAGACAGGAAAGAAUGACUUUGCUAGUCUUAUAAAGGCUCUACACCACGUACAGAGAGUCCAGAAACAGAUGGACGAGUUUUCAGAAUGUAAGGAGAACGAAACGAUAUUUCUCAGCAUCGCUUUCGAUCACAGUCGUUGGAAAAGCGAAGCAAUGUUGGUAUUAGAAGUAGCCAACUUGAUGACAUUGUUAUGGAGAGAAAAGAGGUCCGUUGUUGAAACUGACACACUCCUGUAUUCCAUAGUUCGAUCAAACGUUCUAUUCUCGAAAUCGGUCUACGGGUCGGUGAUAUGCUUCGAACGAAGUCAAUAUAAAAACUACACGAAGUUCUGCCCGUACGCUUACAGGGACAAGAAACUAAAUAACAACAUCCAUGUACUGGAUAUUUCCGUGGAACACGAUUACUUAACGAGUGUCGAUACGAUCUGGUGGCAUGUGCCUCGYAAGGAAGCAUUGAAAAUGAGGUUAACACAGUUCACAGAGCAUUACAACACAAGAUUCAACGCAUCUUCUGAAAACCCCAUGCGCAACCUCACAGUACCUGUCCUCUUAGACAUGCAGGACGGAGUGUGGACCGACCCGUACUUUGAUUGCUUCGGUGGGAAAAGUUGGAUGGUAACUUAUUUGGCGCCAUUUUUCAACGAGACCGAUCAAUUUCUGGGGGUUGUAAGCAUUGAUAUCCAAUUAAAUGACAUUGAUAUCAACCAAUGUGACUCAAAAGAUACACAAGGAGAGACUGGAGACAAGACGAGCAAACUCAACGACUUCAUGGGGACGCACAGAUGUAAGAGCUCUACAAAGUGUGUUAACAUCCCAAAUCAGGGUUUUAAGAGGGGAAGCUACUGGUGCGAAUGUGCUAUGGGAUACUACCAUACAUCAUCGGGUGGGGUCACGAGGUUCAAUGGAUCCGUCGUUGAAGACGAGUACGAUAAAAAAGCCCAAGGUCUACCAAACGAAUAUGACAGAAGUUUUGAGUGCCUCAAGUGCAGUGAAGGCUGCCGGGAAUGCACCGAUAGUAGGCCCUGUCGAUACAGCUUCUCAAUCGUUCCCAGAAUUCUGAUGCUAACUAUAAAUGGUUUAGCAAUUUUGAUGGUGCUAGGGUUUGGUUUUCUGGUCGUGGCUCACCGUGACGCUAAGGUGUUCAACGCUUCGAGUCCAAUAUUUCUUCUUAUCAUAUUGUUUGGAGCUCUUGUUAUGUAUAUUGGGUUUGUUUUCCAGUACCUGUCUCCUYCAGAGCAYAUCUUAAGCUGUGUUAUAUUCCCGUGGUUACAACAUGUAGGAUUUUCUCUCGCCUAUGGCUCGCUAGCUCUCAAGUUAUGGAGAGUCUACCGGAUGUUUAGAGUUCGCUCUCCUCACAAAGUACAAAUAACAGACAUGAGCCUGCUUAGGCACCUGGCCGUUAUCCUAGCUAUUUAYAUCACAGUCUUACUUGUGUGGACGCUGACCACAAAGACGUUUGUUAGUAWUGCAGUGACUGUCACUGGUCUCAAAUACGAGAGAUGUUCAACAAACUGGUUUGACUAUGCUAUUGUCGUAUGCAAUGUAUUCCUCUUACUAUGUGCGUUAUGGUUGUGUUAUCGUGUGCGUAAAGCACCGUCAACGUACACUGAGAAUCGCUUCAUUACAUGGGCCAUCUACAACGCUACGUUUGUCAUGUGUUUCUUCGCUAUACUCAGAAGUCUUACUCGGAAGAAUACCAAYCCAGACAUAAUCUAUGCUGUGGAGUUUGUGUUUGUUCACAUGAUAGCAACAGUUAUGGUACUUUUAAUAUUCAUACCCAAGUGUAUCAUUAUACGAAAGAUCAAACGUCGAGGCGUUAGUACGUCAUUCUCAAGCAGCAAGAAGCGUUCUGGAGAACUUUCUCCCAAUGGAACCCACCUAUAUGUCACAGAUAUGGCCGUCAUGGAGCGAGAAAAUGAAGGUCUAAAGGCGGAAGUGAAACGUCUUUCAUCGAAAGUCGCUUAUCUUCAGUCAAGAAUGAUGAAAGACAGAAAUAAACACAUCAAAACCUCAGGGAUUACAACGUGGAAGAGAGAUAGGUCCGCCACKAAAGACACAGAAGACGGGGAACCAGAUUUGACUAAGAUUUCUCCAUCACCUAUAUCAAGAUUCUUAAGCUCGCACGUGUAGUCCAUUUACGUUUCAAGAAAGGUUAUUACUCUUGUAUCAACGRACAACAGGGGCGUAGCGUCAUUUACGCAAAUACGCACGUUCUUACGCGGAAAACAUUUCAUUUACGUUUUAUUCUUCCAUACUCGUGCGUACUUUYCAUAACAGCAACGGUACGCCCCUGCUCCAGGACCGCACUAUGUCCAGAAUAGCGGGUGCGUCUGUUGUGGAUGGAAGGAUUUCAGUAAUUUCUUUAGAGCAAGGAUAUAUUUAAGUGUCCGUAAUAGUGGGGUGAMCGCAAUACAUGUCAUUCAUUCAACACCCAAAUCAUUCAUAGAUCUACAUACGAGGUAGCAGAAAUGUUAUCAAACUAGAGUAGCUUUAAGCAUGUCUAAGGAGUUCUUUCCACGGUGAUCACUAAUGUUCUUUCUAAAUGCGACUCCAUAUUGCAAUUAAGUGAUAUGAUACAACAACACUCACGACUUUCAAAAAUGGCGGGCAUUCACGACCGUCAAUAUCGGGGGACUAGUGACGAAUCAUGGAAACGAGACCUUAGAGACCUUACAUCUAAAAAUCACUACGAAGAUCGCGUGUAUGUGAGUGUCCAAACGUUUGAUGUAUUUGAUAUGUUAUUUUUCKAGAACUCAUUGAUAAUUCAUGAGCUAUAAGACCAAURAGCAUCGAAMUGUUGGGUCACAUGAUGGGCCUUUAUAUCCCGAUAAAGCACUGAUAUUUUAUUAAUCAGUUCUAUAUCGCAACCCAACACUAGCAAAGUUCUCAGUUUUAAUGUCGCAUCAUAGACCUUUGCUAGGUUUUAAAUCAGUUUGAAUCAAUGUACAAGCCGUUCUUCCGUGUGGGAUCAAAUGAAUUCUUUCAAUUGURGCACAAUGCACAUGCUCAAUAGAAGUUUAAUAUACAUCACUGUUUUCACUUUUUUUUUCUAAAAUGAUAACAAUUUCUGGAUGUUGGAGUUCUAGAAGUCGUUUAUAGAACUCGAGAGCGUGUUUUAUCGGGUAUAUAGAUGCUCGAAUUAUAUCCCGAUAAAACACGCACUCGUUCUAUAAACAAACACACAUAACAAAGUACUCUUGCAAGACACCAUUGAAGUUUACUCUACUGGGGUUGGCCUUUGAGACCCCGUUUUGGUGCUUCGUCYCCAGUGCAGCGGUCAGCGACCGUGACAUAUCGCGCCACUUUUUGAAAGUCGUGAAUAUAAUUACAAARGAAAGAGUAGAAACUGCCUUAUAAUAUAUAUAAUAAUCUAUUUCAGUCAUAUAAGGUAUUUACCGGUGAAAAGAUUUAAAAAAAUCACUUCAACGUAGAAACCUCCAUAAUAAGGUCACUGAAAAGCAUUCUCUUAAUUAACUGUUGUACUAUAAUCAUAUUACGAACUGUUCGUGAUGUUGAGGUUUCAGCGAGGAAAUAAAGCUAUUUCAUAGGUAUAAUAGAACACAGUGAUACUGUGAAAUAUUUUGUAUAUAAACAUAACAUAUAUUUUUUAGAAAAACAAAAUAGCAAUUGUCAAACAGAAACAGAAAGUUUUUUAAAAUAGUUAAAAUUCAGGGUAGUUGUAGUUAUAGUUAAGCUUGUCCAGUAUAAGGUAAAAGAAAGACCUAUUUCAAAAGGUUGUCCUGGAAUUGUUGAAAAUUACACGACUGAAAGGAACUAUGGGAAUUGUCCUUUUCCUUUAUAAGGUCAUGUUUGUACUGGCGAAGUGCAUCAUGGUAUUGGUUAAGAAUCAAGAUGGCGGAUGCUUUAUUAUGACGACUUUUAAUGCGAAAUUAACGUUUCCCUACUGUCGAAGUUAAUUCAGAAAAUCAUUARAUAAUUAUCCUCCAGAUUAUUGAAAAGGUUUUUGGCUACCCAAUUACAUUUUCGAUAAUCUGUAGGCAGUCCGUUUAUGAAAAUCAUACAUUUACUCUGUAACGAAUCAGAUUAUAGUUGGUCAAUGUCAUUUUAAUGUCAAACACUACUUGAAUUUCGUCUUUGCAUCAUGAUUUUGAGGUUGUCUUCAAAGGACAAACUCCCAAUAAGAAAAUAACAUUAAAAUCAAAUCGUAACAACAUGUUUUUUGGAGAUUCUUGGCUAAUGGCUAAAGAUAGUGAUUAAUAAACUCUUAAUUGUAGAUAUCUUUUACGUAUAWCACAGUUCUUAUGUACAGCGGAGCCGGGUACUUCUUUCGGAGCUCAUUAACGUUAAUCCUGUGUUUUUAAACUCUUAAAAACGUAUUGAAGUUAACCCUGGAUUAACGCGAACGACAAAGCUUAAAGGACUACGUAAAGUGAGAGACUUGCAAAUUUAAAGAAUUUAUACAACAAAUUAAAAUGGUGAAACGAAUC